AUGUUGUGGCAAGGUUACUUAGUGCUUGCCACACUGCUGGGAGCAGGAUGUUUGGUAACUGGACAAGGCGAUAACUAUUACAAUCAAAGAAAUUACAAUCAGCAACAACAACAACAACAACAACCGCUGGGGCCGACGACAUCGACGUUUCCUAAUCAACAACAAUUCGACUAUAAUAACAAUCAACAACAACAAUUUGACUACAAUAAUCAACAACAACAAUAUGGCGAUCCAUUGAAUCCACAAUCAUUUCCAAAUGGCAAUUCUGCCAAUUUACCUGGCAGCACAUACAAUGAUUUAUCCCAGCAGGAUGAUUACAACAAACGUUUAAAUCAGGGCGGAGGAUCAACAUUGAAUGGCAACACGGAUGAUGAAGUUGAUUUUUCACUUGGAAAAUCUUCGUAUAAUGUGAAAGCAACAUUUUUGGAAUCUCUACAUUCUCGUGAGCCAACAUAUUUUAUAGUGGCCUCUCGCAUGGUUCGCCCGGGUCUCAUCUAUCAGGUGUCUGUUUCGAUACUGCAGGCCCAAUAUCCCAUCACAGUGCAUGCCAGUAUCUCGUGCGAUGGUGUCCAAAUCAGUGGUGAUUCCAAAGAUGUCAAAGAGGGUAUACCCGAAACCUUGCUCAUGCGUAUUCCCCCCACUAGUGUGAUUGGUGAAUAUAAAUUGCGUGUCGAGGGUUUCUAUCAGAAUGUUUUUGGUGGUGUGGCUUUUCUCAAUGAGACACGAUUGGAUUUCUCACAGAGAUCAAUGACCAUAUUCGUGCAAACGGAUAAACCUCUCUAUAUGCAAGGUGAAACUGUACGUUUUCGUACGAUACCCAUAACAACGGAACUGAAGGGUUUUGAUAAUGCCAUUGAUGUUUAUAUGCUCGAUCCCAAUAGACAUAUACUCAAGCGUUGGUUAUCACGACAAUCGAAUUUGGGUUCCGUUUCGUUGGAAUACAAACUGUCGGAUCAACCUCUGUUUGGUGAAUGGACUAUACGUGUGAUAGCUCAGGGACAACAGGAGGAAAGCCAUUUCACUGUCGAGGAAUACUAUCAGACACGUUUCGAGGUUAAUGUCACAAUGCCAGCAUAUUUCUUCACGACCGAUAGAUUUAUAGAGGGACGUAUUAUGGCCAAUUUUACCAGUGGACUGCCUGUGCGCGGAAAUCUUACCCUUAAGGCCACCAUUCGACCCAUUGGUUACUUUAGUAAUCAAGUGCUUAAUGAGAAAUUCCGUUUGGGCCGCUCACCCUUGGAGCAGGCGAAUCGUUAUAAUGAACGCUGGCGUUAUAAUAAUCCCAAUCUAAAUCCACAAGUUCAAUACAAUGUACCACAAUUGGGACAAGAUGGAGCUGAUAUAUCACAAGAUAUUUUAUAUCGCAAUCAAUAUGUCGUCGAGCGGCACUAUCAAUUCGAUGAGGAAUGGCCAUUUUGGGUGCGUAAACCCGAAUUCCAAGAGACCUAUGAUAGCUGGACAGGUGGUUAUCGCAAAACUUUGCCCUUCCUACGUUAUUUCAAUGGUACAUUCGAUUUCAAAUGGCCACUAAGAGAAUUGGAUACGCUUGUCCCAAGUUUGGCCAAUAUGGAGGUACUGAUAACAGCCACAGUUGGUGAAAAAUUCUAUGAUGAGAUGAUUAGUGGCUAUGCGGUUGCCCGCGUCUAUAAUUCUAGUGUACGUGUGGCAUUUUUGGGUGAAUCACCGCAAGUGUUUAAACCGGCAAUGCCAUUUACCACUUACUUGGUUGCGGAAUAUCAUGAUGGAUCACCGAUUUCUACCAAUGUGUUGCGGAACUGCUCAAUGGAUAUUAGUGGCUAUGUGGAGAGUCGUAAUGGUGGUCGACGGGAUUGGCCCGGAAAACGUUUGCUAAUGUCACAGCAGAGUGCAGGCAUUUGGGAACUUAAAAUCGAUAUACGUAAUGAUCUUGGCCUAAGUGAUAGUAAACAGGCCACAGAUUUCUUGAAUGGUGUACAGAAUAUGCGACUGCAUGCAGUCUUUAUAGAUAAUCGCGAUGAACUGUCCCCGCGAGAACCAAAUAGAAUUGCAGAAAAGGACUUGCUGCUAGUCUCUCAUUAUUCACCUAGAAAUCAGCAUAUCAAAAUUACAACCAGCACCGAGCAACCAGUUGUCGGAGAAUAUAUCAUUUUCCAUAUACAAACCAAUUUCUUUUUGGAGGAAUUCAAUUAUCUAAUCAUGUCAAAGGGUGUCAUAUUGGUCAAUGAUCGUGAAACUAUCACAGAAGGUAUACGUACCAUUGCGGUGGUUCUAAGUGCCGAAAUGGCUCCAAUGGCCACCAUGGUUGUGUGGAAGAUCACCCCACAGGGUCAAGUUGUUGCAGAUUCAUUGACCUUCCCAGUUAAUGGCAUAUCGCGUAACAAUUUCACUGUCUACAUUAACAAUCGCAAGGCAAGAACUGGUGAAAAGGUUGAAGUUGCCAUUUUUGGAGAACCUGGCUCUUAUGUGGGUCUAUCGGGCAUCGAUAGCGCCUUCUACACUAUGCAAGCGGGAAAUGAACUCACCUAUGCCAAGAUUAUAACAAAAAUGUCCAAUUUCGAUGAGCAAACAAAUGGCACAUAUAAACACAUUUGGUAUUCCCAUGAAGGAAAUCCAGAUGAAUUGGUUUAUUUCCCAGCCUCGUCGUUCGGUGUGGAUGCCAAUCGGACAUUUGAGUACAGUGGACUGAUUGUCUUUACGGAUGGCUAUGUGCCGCGUCGUCAGGAUACUUGUAAUCGCACUUUGGGCUAUGGUGAAUGUUUGAGUGGACGUUGCUAUCGUUUGGAGAAAAAAUGUGAUGGCCUCUUCGAUUGUGAUGAUGGCACCGAUGAGAUUGGUUGUCAUGUGCGAAAUGACACCGAGUUGCUUAACUAUCGCAAAUAUCGUUUCAGUCGUGUGCUGCGUCACUAUGAGAAUGUUUGGCUGUGGAAGGAUGUGAAUAUUGGACCACAUGGACGUUAUAUAUUCAAUAUUGAGGUACCCGAUCGUCCAGCCUAUUGGAUGGUCAGUGCUUUCAGUGUCAGUCCCUCCAAAGGGUUUGGCAUGUUGAAUCGCGCUUUGGAAUAUGUUGGCGUUCAGCCAUUCUUUAUUAAUGUGGAAAUGCCAUCCGCUUGUCGUCAGGGUGAACAAGUGGGCGUAAGGGUGACCGUUUUCAAUUACAUGACCACACCCAUUGAGGCAACAGUUGUAUUGCACGGCAGUCCGGAUUAUAAAUUUGUUCAUGUCGAAGAAGAUGGCAUCGUGCGUUCAUAUAAUCCAAGGACAAGUGGCGGAGAACAUCAGUUCUUUAUAUAUUUAGAUGCUCAGGGUACUACCACGGUUUAUGUGCCCGUAGUGCCACAACGUUUGGGCAAUAUUGAUGUAACCUUGCAUGUGGCCACACUUUUGGGAACGGAUACCAUAACAAGAACCUUGCAGGUUGAAUCCGAUGGCUUACCACAAUAUCGUCAUCAAUCUGUAUUGCUGGAUCUCUCGAAUCGUGCCUAUGUCUUGGAGUAUAUGCAUGUGAAUGUUACCCAGACCCCGGAAAUACCAUACCAAGUGGAUCGUUACUUUGUCUAUGGAUCGAAUAAGGCGCGCAUCUCGGUUGUGGGCGAUGUGGUUGGUCCCAUCUUUCCCACAAUGCCAGUGAACGCAAGUUCCCUAUUGUAUUUACCCAUGGAAUCGGCUGAACAGAAUGCCUUUAGCUUUGCGGCCAAUCUUUAUACCAUAAUGUAUAUGCGUCUGAUUAAUCAGCGAAAUAAGACUCUGGAGAAGAAUGCCUUCUAUCACAUGAACAUUGGCUAUCAAAGGCAAUUGAGUUUUAUGCGACAAGAUGGUAGCUUUUCGUUAUUCCGCUCCGAUUGGAACAAUUCGGAUUCAUCCGUAUGGUUGACCAGCUACUGUUUACGCAUCUUCCAAGAGGCUAGCUUCUAUGAGUGGGAAAAUUUCAUAUGGAUUGAUUCGACAAUCAUUGAGAAGAAUAUGCGUUGGCUGCUUCAGCAUCAGACGCCGGAGGGUUCAUUCUAUGAGGUCACCUGGUUGCCGGAUCGCAAAAUGAAUCGUACCAAUUUCGCCAACUAUACUAGUCUAAGAAAUCGUAAUAUUACGCUGACUUCCCAUGUAUUGAUCACCCUGGCCACAGUUAAGGAUUUGUCGGGCACUUUGGGCUCUCGUGUGGCUUUGGCCACACAACGUGCCAUCGCCUGGAUAGAGAGAAAUAUGCAAUUCCUGCAAGAGACACCAGAACCCUUCGACGUUGCGAUCACAGCUUAUGCUCUGCAAUUAUGUAACUCACCCAUUGCCGAGCAUGUCUUUGGUAUACUCCGCAGACACGCACGAACCAUCGGAGACUUUAUGUAUUGGGGCAAUCACGAAUUGCCACAGCCGCCGCGUAAAUUGGAAAAUCAGAAAUGGUUCUCCUUGCCGCGUUUACCCUACGAGUAUGAUGCAUUGAAUAUUGAGACAACUGCAUACGCUCUUUUGGUAUAUGUGGCACGUCGUGAAUUCUUUGUGGAUCCCAUUGUCCGUUGGUUGAAUGCUCAACGUUUGCAAGAUGGUGGCUGGGCCUCCACACAGGACACCAGUGCAGCUCUCAAGGCAUUGGUCGAGUAUACCGUGAGAUCGAGAAUUCGUGAAGUUUCCUCAUUGACUGUGGAAAUUGAGGCUUCGUCUCAGGGUGGUAAAACUCAAGCAUUGCACAUAGAUGACACAAAUCUGGCCAGACUGCAGAGCAUUGAGAUACCCGAUGCAUGGGGCACCAUUAAAGUUCAGGCAAAGGGCGCUGGUUAUGCCAUCUUGCAAAUGCAUGUUCAAUAUAAUGUUGAUAUAGCGAAAUUCCAAACAAAACCACCAGUGCCAGCAUUUGGCUUGAACACACGUGCCAUAUUCCAUGGCAGGAAUCAGUCGCAUAUCUCAUAUGUCACCUGUCAAAAAUGGCUGCACACCGAAGAGUCUGAGCGUUCGGGCAUGGCUGUCCUCGAUGUGGCUAUACCUACUGGCUAUUGGAUACAGCAGCAAAAACUAGACACUUAUGUUCUGAGCAAUCGUGUGAGAAACUUGAGACGAGCUCGCUAUCUGGAACGCAAAAUUGUCUUCUAUUUUGAUUAUUUGGAUCAAGAAGAUAUAUGUGUGAACUUUACCAUAGAGCGUUGGUAUCCAGUGGCCAAUAUGUCACGCUACUUACCUGUUCGCGUUUACGACUUUUAUGCGCCUGAGCGCUUCAAUGAGUCAAUAUUCGAUGCUUUACCCACAUAUUUGCUUAACAUUUGUGAAGUGUGCGGCAGUUCGCAAUGUCCAUAUUGCUCCAUCUACAACAUGGGAUGGCGUGCCUCCAUGUCCGUGUCGCUGCUAUUCUUCAGUGUGUUCGUCUAUUUGCUGCGCAGUCGUACGCAUUUGGUCUUAAAUAUGUUGCAGUUGCUCACCUAAGCGAAAAAACGAAUCAAAGAGAAACUAAAACCACAAACCAUGCAAAGUCAUCAGUUGAUUUUUAAGAAUCUCUUUUUAAUUUUUUUUAGUUUUCAACACACACAUAGACGUAAUACAAACAUAUGUGCAUUCCGU
This is a messenger RNA of Drosophila willistoni, 5517 nucleotides long. It is a transcript of the gene Mcr, whose product is annotated as CD109 antigen. Bases 1 to 5382 code for a protein of 1793 amino acids. Gene Ontology annotation, cellular component: extracellular region. The record is from RefSeq and is a predicted model, not a curated record. The transcript is spliced from 6 exons. Gene Ontology annotation, molecular function: endopeptidase inhibitor activity; protein binding. NCBI's taxonomy places the organism in Eukaryota, Metazoa, Arthropoda, Insecta, Diptera, Drosophilidae.